This is a messenger RNA of Oryza sativa Japonica Group (Japanese rice), 1388 nucleotides long. RefSeq names its product transcription factor WRKY45-2. Gene Ontology annotation, molecular function: DNA-binding transcription factor activity; sequence-specific DNA binding. The record is from RefSeq and is a predicted model, not a curated record. NCBI's taxonomy places the organism in Eukaryota, Viridiplantae, Streptophyta, Magnoliopsida, Poales, Poaceae. Gene Ontology annotation, biological process: regulation of DNA-templated transcription.
ACGCUUCCCGAUCGAAUUAAUCAUUUUAAUCCACUUUUUUUUCCUUUAACUUCGUCUCUGCUUCCUCUCGAGCUAAUCAGCUAAGCUAUAUCCGAUCCAGACCCGCCGCUAUAAAAAUCCACCACCUUUCCGAGGUUGCGCAAAUGGCGCUGAUUGCCACUGGUGCUACCGCUACUGCUACUGCGGCGCCGGUGGCUAGCCCGGCUGCUUCUUCCAUGGCGUCCGAGCUGAUGGCGCAGGGGCGGGAGUCCGCCGCCGUCCUGGAAGCCCUGCUCCAUGGCGCGUCGCUCCCGCCGGCGCACGGCGGUGCCCACGCCCUCGCCGCCGAGAUCCUUCGCUGCUGCGACCGCGCGCUCGCCGCGUUGCGCGCCGGCGGCGAUGCCGAAUCGUCGUCAGCCGACACGAAGCGCAAGCCGGCAACCGCCCAGCCGUCGACGCGCCGGAGGAGAAGAGCGACGGCGAGCGGCGGCGGAGCGGCGGCGGCGGCGGAGCCGGCGAGGGUGGAGAAGGCGCGGACGUCGGAGGACGGAUUCCUGUGGAGGAAGUACGGGCAGAAGGAGAUCAAGAACAGCAAGCACCCGAGGCUCUACUACCGGUGCAGCUACAAGGACGACCAUGGCUGCACGGCGACGAAGCAGGUCCAGCAGUCGGAGGAAGACCCUUCCCUCUACGUCAUCACCUACUUCGGCGACCACACCUGCAGCUGCCAGACGGCCGCCGCCGCCGCCAUGGACGACGACGACGACGAUGAAAACUCGCAGCAUUUCGUCAUCAACUUCGGGCCGGCCACCGCGAGCCGCAGCGGUUCGCCGCCUCUGCUCUACGACGACGGCGACGACGGCGAUGUCUGGAGGGAGACGGCGGCCACCCCACCGUCGUCGAGGCAGUCCAGGUGCUCGCCGGAGGGAGACGGGGAGGAAUCCGGGGUGAAGAUGAGCAAGGAAGAGCCAGUGGACUCGUGUCCGGGGCCGUCAGCGGUGAGUUCGCCGGCCGACGUCGUUUCUUGUUCGUCUCCGGCAAUGGAGCCCGAUCUGCUGGGCUGCUUGAACUGGGAUGAUGACUUUGGAGACAGCUCGUUCGUCGACGCCGAUGAGUUCAUGAAUUUCGAUGAGAUUGAUCUGUUUCAAAUCUACUCCUAGCUAGCAUUGUUAUGCGACUAAAUUGCGUGAUAAAUGGUACUAAUAGGUGUGUAGUAUUGUAGGAUGUGUUUCUGGCUUUCUGCAAGUAUUAUUGUUGCAACUAUGAGGUGAUCAUGAAUGAGAUUUUUCUUCUUUGUGGGUGUGAGAGAGAGGUUCAGUACUUCGGAAUCCAAAAAGGAAUUCCGGGGAAGAAAUACCCAAAAAAAAUCAAAAAUAAUUCGAAUUUUUGUAAGUUUUUUGAAAUUCUAA